AUGAGCUACACGUUGGAGCAUCUAAGCAAUCCCUCUUACCGGCGGGUGGCCGAGAGCCGGACCUCGUUCAGUCGGGCCAGCAUGUCGCCGUCGAGCGGCUUCAGGUCCCAGUCAUGGUCCCGGAGCUCUCCCAGCACCGUCUCGUCGUCCUACAAGCGCAACCUGGGCGCGGCACGGGCUUCCUACGGCUCGACGGUGCUGAGCUCCUCGGAGAGCCUAGACUUGAGCCAGUCGUCGCUCUUCAACGGCGGCGGCGGGGAUUUGAAGUUGAGCCGCUCCAACGAGAAGGAGCAGCUGCAGGGCCUGAACGACCGCUUCGCCGGUUACAUUGAGAAGGUCCACUCGCUGGAGCAGCAGAACAAGGAGUUGGAGAGCGAGAUCGUGGCGCUGCGGCAGAAGCAGGCCGGCCGCUCGCUGCUGGGCGACGCCUUCGAGCAGGAGCUGCGCGAGCUGCGCUGCGCCCUCGAGCAAGUCAACCACGAGAAGGCGGCGCUGCAGCUGGACUCGGAGCACCUGGAAGAGGACAUCCAGCGCCUCAAGGAGCGCUUCGAGGACGAAGCGCGCCUCCGCGAUGACACCGAGGCCAUCAUCCGCGCCCUCCGCAAGGACAUCGAGGAGUCGUCCAUGGUCAAGGUCGAGCUGGACAAGAAGGUGCAGUCCCUGCAGGACGAGGUGGCCUUCCUCCGCGGCAACCACGACGAGGAGGUGGCCGAUCUCCUGGCCCAGAUCCAGGCCUCGCACGUCACCGUCGAGCGCAAGGACUACAUGAAGACUGACCUCUCCGCCGCCCUCAAGGAGAUCCGCUCCCAGCUGGAGUGCCACUCGGACCAGAACAUGGUCCAGGCCGAGGAGUGGUUCAAGUGCCGCUACUCCAAGCUCACCGAGGCCGCCGAGCAGAACAAGGAGGCCAUCCGUUCUGCCAAGGAGGAGAUCGCCGAGUACAGACGGCAGCUCCAGGCCAAGAGUAUCGAGCUCGAAUCCGUCCGCGGCACCAAGGAGUCCCUGGAGCGUCAGCUCACCGACGUCGAGGAGCGCCACAACCACGACCUCUCCAGCUACCAGGAUACAAUGCAACAACUGGAAAAUGAACUGAGAGGCACAAAAUGGGAAAUGGCGCGUCAUUUGAGGGAAUACCAGGAUCUCCUCAAUGUCAAGAUGGCUCUGGAUAUUGAGAUUGCUGCAUACAGGAAACUUCUUGAGGGUGAAGAGACAAGAUUCAGUGCCUUCUCUGGAAGCAUCACCGGCCCAUCAUUUACACAUAGGCAACCCUCAAUAACAAUAUCAUCUACCAAAACACAGAAAUCAAAAGCUGAACCUCCAAAGCUAAAGGUCCAGCACAAAUUUGUAGAAGAAAUCAUUGAAGAGACCAAAGUCGAGGAUGAGAAAUCUGCACUGGAUGAGGCCCUUGCAGCUAUGGCUAAAGAACUGGCUGCCGGAACAGCACUAGAGGAAGAGGAAGAGGAAGAGGAGGGAGGAGCUGCAGAAGAGGAGAUUAUAGCAGAGAAAAAGGCCACUAUUGAAGCAGCAGCUCCGGAAGCUGAGGAGGAAGAAGGUGAAGAGGAGGAGGAAGGAGGUGAGGAAGAAGAUGGUGCAAAAUCUGAUGAGGCAGAAGAAGGAGGCUCAGAAAAAGAAGAAGAAAGGAGUGAAAAGGAAGAGGGCGAGGAAGAAGCUGAAGAGGAAGAGGAGGAGGAGGCAGGAGAGGGAGGUGCUGAAGCUGAAAGCAAGGAAGAAAAGGAGACCAAAAAAGAAGCUGGAGGUGGAGGUGCAUCACUGAAAGUAGAAAAGGCAAAAUCAUCUCCACCAAAAUCUCCACCAAAAUCUCCUGUGGCAGAUGAAGCAGAGGCUAAGGAAGGUGAAAGUGAAGGUCAGGAGGAGCAGGAAGGUGAAGGAGAGAAGGCCGGAGGAGAAGAAAAGUCCACCUCCCCAGCAAAGGCGGAUUCUCCUGAGAAAGCAAGAACUCCAGAGAAAGGGACUCCUGAGAAACCAGGGACUCCUGGGAAAGGAUCUCCAGAAAAGCCCGCCACUCCAGAGAAAGCAUCUCUGGAGAAAGCAGUAUCUCCAGAAAAAGCAGGAACUCCAGAGAAAGCAUUAUCUCCAGAAAAAGCAGGGUCCCCAGUGAAAGAAGUGGAAGAGAUCAUCACAGUCACCAAAGCAACAAAGGUUGGUGCAGAGAAAGAUUCCAAAGAAGAAAAGACAGAAAAAAGUGAGAAAGCACUAAAGGAGUCCACCAAAGAAGACAUAGCAGUGAAUGGAGAGGUGGAAGACAAAGGGGAGGAAGAAGGCUCCAACGCAAAACAAGUAGAGGAGGAAGACAAAGGUGUUGUCACCAAUGGCCUUGACUUGAGCCCCUUGGAGGAGGAGGAGAAGGGGAAGAGUGAAGAAAAAGUUGUGGUAACAAAAAAAGUAGAGAAAAUCACCAGCGAAGGGGAUGAUGGGACAACCACAUACUUCACGAAGUCUGUGACUGUUACCCAGAAGAUGGAAGAGCACGAGGAGACUGUUGCAGAGAAGUUGGUGUCUACCAUGAAGGUAGAGAAGGUCACUUCUUCACAUGCUGUAGUGAAAGAAGUUAAGGAGAGUGACUAAAAUUAUCAUCCCCCCCAAAAAAGAGCUUGGG
Messenger RNA from Rhineura floridana, 2617 nucleotides. It is a transcript of the gene NEFM, whose product is annotated as neurofilament medium chain. Gene Ontology annotation, molecular function: structural constituent of cytoskeleton. Gene Ontology annotation, biological process: neurofilament bundle assembly. Bases 1 to 2586 code for a protein of 861 amino acids. The record is from RefSeq and is a predicted model, not a curated record. The transcript is spliced from 3 exons. NCBI's taxonomy places the organism in Eukaryota, Metazoa, Chordata, Lepidosauria, Squamata, Rhineuridae. Gene Ontology annotation, cellular component: cytoplasm; intermediate filament; axon.